AUGAUCAGCACGUCAAAGAAUGAGGUGUGCGGCGCCACGGGAAUGAUGGGCGCAAAGCGGCGUCGAUCCUUCCGGCAGUCAAUGACGCUGGACUCAUCUUCUACAUCCUCUGAUACCGUUGGACCGCUCACAGAAUAUGGAGACGAUGUGUGGAAAGCCGAACGGAUCAUAGACGAACGUGUUCGCAAAGGAAAUAAUGGACGUAAGAUCGUCGAAUUUCUCAUCAAGUGGGAUGGAUUUGACACAAGUCAAGCGACUUGGGAGCCCAAAAAGAAUAUUCUUAACAAUGAACUCCUUAAAAUUUGGCGCAAUGAACGUCUCGUCGAGAAAAAACCAAAGGUUUCUCUUUCGGAAGCUAAUGAGAUACUGAACGAGCACCAGUAUGCAGCCGUUAAGAAGGAAGAAGAAACAAUUGAUCCUUUAUCGGCCGCCGCUCUUCUGCAGCUAGAGCCAGUAGAGUUCAGUAAGGAUGCAGUGAAAGUCAAAAUUGAGCCAGUUGCUUUCACACCCAUUUCGAGCCCGUCUACUACUGAGUCAUCUGCUUCAAAGCCUUCUACUUCGAUGCCUUCUACUUCAAUGCCUUCAGCUUCAAACUCAUCUAUUUCAAAGCCUUCUACUUCGAACCCAUCUACUUCGUCAAAAUCGCUUUCAGAGUCACCGUUCAAGCUCUCUGACGUUCGCCGAAUGAAGCUUGUCAGUGUUGAAACUGAUGGAUUGGUUGUCCUCUUCAUCGAGCUCAUUCCUGAAUAG
Rhagoletis zephyria (snowberry fruit fly) is the source of this 750-nucleotide messenger RNA. The record is from RefSeq and is a predicted model, not a curated record. Lineage: Eukaryota; Metazoa; Arthropoda; Insecta; Diptera; Tephritidae.